Molecule: messenger RNA, 783 nt
Organism: Pseudophryne corroboree (corroboree frog)
Lineage: Eukaryota; Metazoa; Chordata; Amphibia; Anura; Myobatrachidae
Product: trypsin-like
Exons: 5
Coding region: 1-741 (246 amino acids)
Biological process (GO): proteolysis
Molecular function (GO): serine-type endopeptidase activity
Source: RefSeq, a predicted model, not a curated record
AUGAAGUGUCUGCUGAUCCUCUCAGUCCUGGGACUUGCUGCUGCAUUUCCCUACGACGAUGACGACAAGAUCGUAGGAGGCUACACCUGCGCCAUAAACUCUGUCCCCUACCAGGUGUCCCUGAACUCUGGCUACCACUUCUGUGGUGGGUCCCUGAUUAAUGACCAGUGGGUGGUCUCAGCUGCGCACUGCUUCAAAUCACGCAUUGAGGUCAGACUGGGAGAACAUAACAUUGAGGUGUUGGAGGGAACAGAGCAGUUCAUUAAAGUUGCCACGAUCAUUCGUCACCCCAGAUACAGCACCUACCUGCUAGACAAUGACAUCAUGUUACUGAAGCUUUCCGAGCCAGCUAUGCUGAGCGGCAGGAUCCAGGCCAUCCGUCUGCCCACUGACUGCGAGGCCGCUGGGACAUCGUGUCUGAUCUCCGGCUGGGGAAACACCCUGAGCAGCGGAGUGAAUUACCCCGACCUCCUGCAGUGCGUGGAUGCCCCCAUAGUGUCUGAUGAGAACUGCCGUUAUUCCUAUCCUGGACAAAUCACUGAGAACAUGAUCUGUGUGGGCUUUCUGGAAGGCGGAAAGGACUCCUGCCAGGGUGAUUAUGGCGGUCCUGUGGUCUGCAAUGGAGCGCUCCAGGGUGUUGUAUCCUGGGGUAUUGGCUGCGCUCUGCCUGGCUAUCCCGGAGUCUACACCAAGGUGUGUAACUACGUGUCCUGGAUUGAGGAGACCAUGGCCAUAUAUUAAGCCUAUGAACCAAAGAUGAUGCAAUAAAAUCUCAAACAGAGA